AAGGUUAAUUCCAUCUCUAGUUUUGAUGAUUUUUUUUUUUGGCACUCUUCUGGAACAGCUUUCAGAUGGACCUAAUUGGAUUCAUGCCAUACAACAUCACCAAACAAAUGCUCGUGAAAAUUGGUGGAAAAGUCUAUUGUUCAUCAACAAUUUUUCCAAUAGUGCCUCGUUUCAAACUUGGUUCGUUGCUGUUGAUAUGCAACUAUUUGUAUUCUUUCUGAUAAUAUUGACGUUUAAUGCUAAAUAUCCUCAGUACAAGAAAUUUAUUUAUGCCAUCAUUACUGCUAUAUCUAUAUUACUGCCCCCACUUUUGGCAAAUUACUAUAAUCUUGUGUAUAACACACUUGUUCAAUCUGAAAGUCUACGAUAUAUGGAGUAUCAAUACAUUGGUUACAAUGUAAAGGUACUCUAUACAAUAUACAGCACUGUGGGCAUAUAUCUAUUCGGUAUCAUAACCGGUGAAAUAUAUAUGGAAAUCAAAAGGAGAACUAAUCACAAGUCGUUCAAGGGUGUCUUUAUAUAUGAAAUUGGUUGGUGGAUCUUGUAUGUUGCUGUCUCAAUUUUACCAAGUUUCAAAUUCAAAUCGGUUGAGGACAAUCCAGCAUUGAGUAGCCUGACAUCUCACAUUCUUUGUAAUAUCUGGGCUGUGGGUUACUGUAUAUUAAUUCUGGGCUUAACAUUUAAACUUGGAGGAAUUAUGCGUAUGGGUUUGAGUUCAGCGUUUGCGGUGAAGAUGUCUAGAAUUGUUUAUCAAUUAUAUCUCUGGCAUAUGGCAGCAUUGUACAUAAUAUAUGGAUAUAUUCGACAACCAUUAUAUUCAAAUGACUUACAUUUUAAUCUGCGCUUCAUAUUGUUCCAGUGUGUUGCCUGGAGUUUAUCGUUCAUUUUGACUCUCAUAUUCGAAUACCCAAUCAAUAAAAUAUUUGAUAUUUUAUUGAAUAAAGAAAAUAUGAUUGGAAGUGAGAACUCAAAAUCGAAAUAAUUAGAUGAGACCAAUAUUUUUAGAGGCGCAAUAUUUUAGUGGAAAAUUAUAUU
Messenger RNA from Teleopsis dalmanni, 1035 nucleotides. Its product is annotated as O-acyltransferase like protein-like. The record is from RefSeq and is a predicted model, not a curated record. Bases 26 to 982 code for a protein of 318 amino acids. Lineage: Eukaryota; Metazoa; Arthropoda; Insecta; Diptera; Diopsidae. Gene Ontology annotation, molecular function: acyltransferase activity, transferring groups other than amino-acyl groups. The transcript has 7 exons.